UAUAAACGUUUAAUUAGCGCGCCAUUUGUAACACACGUAGUCGUGUCUUAUAAACUUUGAAAUAGAGGAAUGAAGUAGAGAAUUAAUUUUACUAAUUAUAAUAAUUAUAAACAAAAAAAUUAGUUUUAAUUUCGCUUCUAGUUGAUUAUAAAAUUUCGUGAAUUAAAAAUUAUAUAAAAAUUUUUAAUUGCUAUAUUAUGGCUUGAUGUCAGUGGAGUGAUCGAAAUUUUGAGGGCAGUGUGGAAUAAAGAUUUAAAGAAAAUAGAUAUUUAAGCUUUUAAACAUUAGAAAGCAAUAUGUCCUACAGUAGGAUAGAAAUGGAUCAAAGCAUCGCACAAAGGUUAUUAUUUGAAGGCGCUACAUUGGUUGUACUUGAUGUACCUGUAGACACAGAGUUUGGAAUAGAUUUAAAGUCUUGGAAUGUUGGAAAUAAAUUUAAAGGUAUUAAAAUGAUACCUCCAGGAUUUCAUUAUGUGCAUUAUAGCGCAGUAAAUAAAUUUGGCGAAGCAGCACCUAAAAUAGGUUUUUUUCAUGUAUUUAAAAAAGCUGAAUUUAUGGUAAAACGAUGGGAUCAGUCAAAGGAAGAAAUCAGUUCAGAACCUGUUCCUGAAAAUUUGGUUCAGAGUCUCAAAGAAAACUUGAAAGAUUUAGAUAAAUUUCUUGGUCCUUAUCCUUAUGAUAUUUGGAAAGGAUGGGGUGAAUUGACAUAUAAAAUUGAUUAUCUUUUAAUAGAACGUUGCGCACCUGUUUGCGGUUUUGUACAUUCAGCUUUAGAAUUGGAACCAUGCAGUGAUGCUUUGAGACCACGUGGAGGAGAUCUUAUACAAAGAAAAAAGACAGAAAAAACUAGAUUUACGGUUGAAGAAAAAGAAGACCAAUUGUUACCUGACUUGAAACCAAAACCUGGGACAGAACUGAGAUUAUCACAAUUACCUGAGAAACAUUAUCCUGAUGGGGCAACUCCAACAGAGAUCACAAAACAUUCUCUUGAUUCUAGUUAUGUUUUGGAUAUUGUGCUUGAUAAAUUGAAACAACCAAUAGAAAUAAUUGGAGAAAUACAACUGGCUUUUGUUUGUCUCUUGGUUGGCCAAAAUUUGGAUGCCUUUGAGCAUUGGAAAAAGUUUAUAUCAUUGAUUUGUGGAGUAGAUUCAGCAAUAUCAGCUCGUCGCUAUAUUUAUAUGGAAUUCUUGAAAGUUAUAGAAGUUCAAUUAUCCUACAUUCCAGAAGAUAUAUUAUGGGAUAUUGUCACUAGCAACAAUUUUGUUUAUCAAAGCUUGCGUAAGCUUUUUGCAAACAUUGAGCUUAAUUCUGACAUAGAUGGUCGUUUAAAGUGUUACGCAGUACACGUUCGUAAUCGAUUAACUAAAAAGUUUAGAUGGGAUUUCACGAAUUUACAAGGUGAUAACGAAGAUGAGGCACCCGUUGUUGUUUCUCUAGAAUAAAUAUUACAGCAUAUUGUCCAUAAAAUAUAAUAAAAAGAAGAAAAAAUUGUAAAAUUUAGCUUAAAUUUUUUAACAGUAUAUUCUGUAUAAAUAUAAAUAAUUAUAUUGCUAAUUAGUUAGUAUAUGUAUAUUGUAAAUAAAUUAUUGAUUGUACGUA
Messenger RNA from Vespula vulgaris, 1599 nucleotides. RefSeq names its product protein AAR2 homolog. NCBI's taxonomy places the organism in Eukaryota, Metazoa, Arthropoda, Insecta, Hymenoptera, Vespidae. Bases 297 to 1442 code for a protein of 381 amino acids. Gene Ontology annotation, biological process: spliceosomal tri-snRNP complex assembly. The record is from RefSeq and is a predicted model, not a curated record. The transcript is spliced from 6 exons.